Molecule: messenger RNA, 2520 nt
Organism: Kalmanozyma brasiliensis GHG001
Lineage: Eukaryota; Fungi; Basidiomycota; Ustilaginomycetes; Ustilaginales
Product: XPG N-terminal
Exons: 1
Coding region: 1-2520 (839 amino acids)
Molecular function (GO): 5'-flap endonuclease activity
Source: RefSeq, a predicted model, not a curated record
AUGGGCAUCCCAGGACUCUGGGCCGAGCUGGCUCCCGCGGCCCAGACCACAACCCUCCCUUCGUACUGCCUCACGACCUUCGUCGGAAACAAGAACGAGCUUCGAGGCCUUCGUCUUGGCAUCGAUGCAUCUCUCUGGCUGUUUCACGCUCAGCAGAGCUCCGGCGGUGCGAACCCAUAUCUGCGGCUGUUGUUCUACCGACUAGCCAAGCUGCUCAGCUUGCCCGUCCUACCUCUCUUCGUCUUCGACGGGCCAAGCCGACCGACCUGGAAGAGAGGCAAGCAGGUUCAAGGUCGAGAACACGCUAUCGAGCAGCCGUUUACUCAGCUCAUCGAAGCGUUUGGGUACCAAUGGCGUCGUGCGCCUGGUGAAGCCGAGGCGGAGCUGGCCUACCUUAACCAGGCGGGGUUUGUCGAUGCUGUCCUGACAGACGAUUCAGAUGCACUGCUCUUCGGGACUCAGGUGCUCAUUCGCAACUGGGGCAAGAAUCUGUCCGGCACCAAAGCGCUCAGCCGCACCACUUCCACCAGCAGCGACGUCUUCGAAGAUGGUUCGCACGAAGCUCCAGCUACGGCGUCCACCUCGAAAGUCCAGCUCUCUGGAUCGGACCGUGACCACCUCAUCACCCUGUACAACGCUGUCGAUCUCGCCGGCGACGACAUGGGCAUCGACCGUGAUGGCCUCAUCCUGAUCGCCCUCAUGUCUGGCGGAGACUACGAUACCACCGGCCUGCUGAACUGUGGUGUCAAGAUCGCGCUUGCCCUCGCGCGCGGCGGAUUCGGCACGACACUCAUCCACGCAUUCAAGCGUUCCUAUCCGGACCAGGGCUCGGCGUCCAAGUCUUGUCCCACCUUUGCAUCAUUUCUGGCAACAUGGCUGGAGGAGGUGCGUGAAGAGCUUCGCACCAACGAGCGCGGCUUCCUUCCGUCAAGACGACCAAAGCUCGCAUCGACCAUCGAAGACCAUUUCCUGUCCACCAAGGAAUCGCGCAUGGUGCUGGCGUUCUACGUUUACCCAUUGACCUCAAAGAGCGAUAGCAAGACGGUGGACCUGGUGCAGAAGCUGGCGGGACCGGAUCUGGGGCGUCUGGCGCGCCUGUCGCAAAUCUACUUCAAUUGGUCGAAGGAGGCCAUCCUGGGCAAGUUCCGCACGAUCCUCGGACCGGGAGUGGUGGUGCGACGACUGCGGCAGGAGGUGCUCGAGCACAACGGAGGGGCGGACGAGGGACCCUGGGGUGCACUCGUCGAAAGUCCGGCGAGCAAAAGUGUCCGACGGCAUAUGCUCGGGCUUGAUGCCGGUACGACGUCCAACACCACCGCCGCUUCCGUGGGUCCAAAAAAGCAGCGACCCUUGCACGAGAGUCCGAACGCAACACGCAUCACCGACUUCUUUGCAAAGACCGCCCUUGCCUCUGCGCCUGCCGACCCAGUCUUCGAGCCGUCAGGCAGUCACACCUCCCAAAUGCGCUCGGUCGACAUUCUGGCCAUCAAGAUGCAGCGACGGCACGCGGCGCUCGACCCCUUCCUUGACUUUCGCGUCCUCAUGUCGAUGGAGGAGCACGCGCGCGCGGCGGAAGCGGGGAUAGACCCGCGGCUUGAUGCAGAGCUCGCAGCCAGCCGAGCACUCCACGACGGCUCGUAUACGGACACCCCCGACAUUGAUGAGGAGGAGAAUUUUCGGCGCAAACCAGGCACAGCAAAGCCGUCGCCGGACGCACCCCUCUUGAUGUGGAUCCCCGAACCGCUUCUUCGGCUGAGCUAUAGCGGCGCUUCGCUGCUGACCGCGUUCUUGCAGGAGGUCGAGCGUAAAGCUGCUGCAUCGAAAGCCAAGAAAGCACCAAAGUCCAAGAGCGGGCAGAUGACGUUGACCUCGUUCGUCAGGCCAACCAAGCCAUCGUUGGCACAAAAGCUCACGAUGGGCAAAAGCUUCGCCGCCGCUGCUCCUGUUUCAAGCUUCGCUGCUCCUGCUCCUGCUCCGAGCUUCACCGCUGCUGCUGCUGCUCCAUCGGAUACAGUGGGAAGCAGCGCAUCACGCACACCGCGUCAGCUGCUCGUCCCAACCGGCCUGCAGAAGCGAGGCAUGCGACGAACGGAAUCUGUCCCCGUCGCAACGGGCGGCUUGGGCACACGCAAAGGGCUCGAUCGUCACAUCUCCCUUCCGACAACUGCAGACCCAGAAGUGGACGAGAUGGAUUCGAGCAUUGAGUUCCUCGGCUCCUUUGUGUCGUCCGUCCGCGCGUCGGCGGGCGACGUGCACGAACGGUCCUCCACCCCACCCCCCACGUCGGACAGCGACGCCGCAUCGGGUCGACACACCAAAUCACCGAAAAAGCUGCGUGCUUCACCUACACGCAGGAAGACGUCUAGUCAAAGAGCCCUUGCCGAGCCCGAUUCGGAUGACGAGCGUGAGACGGCGAUGAACGCGCCGAAAUUCGGCGCAUCCCUGGCCAGGUCCGUGGGUCCGAGCAGACCGCGCACCUCAGCUAUCACCAUCAGCGACUCUUCCGACGACGAACCUUGA